GUGCCAAUCCAUCAAUCCCUCUUCAUUUCUUCCUCUUUGUUUCUCCUUUUUUGUGCAGGAUCUCCAUCUCCAUCUUUCAAAAUGAUUAUUUACAAGGAUAUCAUCUCUGGUGACGAGGUCCUCUCGGACACCUACAACAUCAAGACCGUCGACGGUGUUCUCUACGAGUGCGACUGCAGGAAGUACCUCAAGAAGACGAACGAGGACUUCGAGCUCGAGGGAGCCAACCCUUCCGCUGAGGGUGGCGAUGAUGAGGGUGGUGCUGAAGGUGGUGAGGUUAUGGUUCACGACAUUGAGGACCAGUUCCGUCUCGUCUGGCUCAAGGCCGAGGACGGUGCCAAGCCCCCCAAGGAUGCCUUCAAGGGUCACCUGAAGACCUACAUGAAGAAGGUCCUCAAGGCCCUCCAGGAUAAGGGUGCCCCCGAUGAGACCAUCAACGAGUUCAAGAAGGGUGCUCCUGCUGCCGUCAACAAGAUUCUCAAGAACUACGACAACUACGAUGUUCUCAUGGGCGAGUCCAUGGACGGUGAUGCUAUGCACAUCCUGAUUGACUUCCGUGAGGAUGGUGUUACCCCCUACGCCACUCUCUGGAAGCACGGUCUUGAGGAGAUGAAGGUUUAAGUUCCACGAAUUAUGAAGAAUAUUGUUCAACGAGCAAAACAAAAGAAGGGAGAUGGAAAUCGCAACGAUCAGGCCUCGAGUUCGCUCAGCUGGCGAUUGCUAUCCCAUUUUCAUAUAAUAUCCCAAGCUCUUCCACAUCGCAUAUUCUGGAUCCUAUUUGAUCAGAGUCACGCCUCAUGAAUACCAUACUCGUUACGUCCAUAUCUUCGAAAGAUGGCUUGAAUACCCAUAUAAUGCUACCCGGCUUCUUGACCAACCUUCACCCUAUACAUAUUCCGGCUCUCGCACAGUACCUUCAAACUAGCUGGAAUGAUCUGCUAGCAAUCGUAAAGCGAGUAUUGUAUUAUCGUCUCAUAUAACACAAAUUUUACAA
This is a messenger RNA of Aspergillus nidulans FGSC A4, 994 nucleotides long. RefSeq names its product protein tcpA. The coding region runs from base 82 to 621 and encodes 179 amino acids. Gene Ontology annotation, cellular component: cytoskeleton. The transcript has 4 exons. The record is from RefSeq and is a predicted model, not a curated record. Lineage: Eukaryota; Fungi; Ascomycota; Eurotiomycetes; Eurotiales; Aspergillaceae.